AUGCUGAGCUGGCGCUUCAAGUUUCGUGCUACAAUUUCCCACAUACAUUUGAGGCAGCAUAGUAUUGUGGUGCAUAAUCGGAGAGGUUCAAUACCAGAGACUAGAUUGCCCCAGCACUCCAAUGAGUUACCGGUCAGCUCCAAAACCCUACAAUCUUUGUCCGAAAUUUAUGAUCGGGAGAGUUUCAUUGUAUUCGUUGAUCAACUUCCAAAUUCUGCAUUCAGUACGUUCCUCAAAGACUGUGCUAAAUGUGACUUCAAUAUCACCAACAACAUGUAUAUGCUGGUUAGAAAGGCGCAAAAGAAUAUGAGAGCGAGGAACCUUGUAGAUUGGGCAUAUGUCUACCAAUUUCGAUUCAACCAAUCUCAAGUCGGAAUUUUGAACUACAAUCUCAAUUGCAAAAAAUUGCUCAAGAAAGAGUUUGUGCUGUUAUACAAUCUGAGCUACAUUAGCUGGCUAUUGAAUACCAGUCAAGAAGAGAAUGCUUCUCAAUAUGUGAUUCAACUCCUCAAAGACUCGGAGAUUCCGUUACCUUUAGUAUUCGAGACGCUACUCAAGACCAGGGAUACAACGAGGUUGCAUACGGUGUUUGAACACUUUGCAAAUGAGGAAGUUGACCUUUCAGAUGAAUUGUGGACACAAAUUUUACAAGUUGGUUUAGAAGUAAAUGAUUAUAAGAUAGUAAAAGAAGUGUACUUGCGCUACAUUAUGAAGGGGUUUUCGGGUGGGAGGAUCACCCUAGAAGAAGCUGUCUUGUCCUUGAUUCCCAACUCAAAUAAGAUGCUCAACUCAUUGACAAAUACACUCUUAAUGCAUGUACUUCAAGUAUUGGCCAUGCAUGGAGAUACUACCCUGACGAUUGAUUUGAUUGAAAGUCAUUUCUUUCACAAAGUGGUUGCAGGGGGCUCAGCUUUGAAUAAGGAUCUUUGUGUCAGAAUUAUUGAAAGUCAUUGUUAUAGCAUCGAAAGCAAUGAAUCAUCUUUUGAAAAUAUUUUGGAUUUGAUUGAUGUAUUUGCGAAAAAGGAAAUGAAUGGCGAUACGAUUUCUGCCGAUUUGUUCCAAGCAAUGAAUCACAAAUUUGCAAGCUACAAAUUGAAUAACCAGAUGUCCGAGGCUGAUAUCAUAAACCCACAAAGCGAUGGUCAAGCUCUUCCCCUAGCAAAGACUACUGUUCUUCAUGACUUUGUUGUUCAAAUCAUGAGCUAUGUCCAGCAUCUACAUCCAACAACAGCAAAGAUUUUCAUCGAUUGUUUAUUGAAUUAUGUGGCCACGUACUUGAACCACAGUGGGAUGGUACAAACACUAUCGGCAAUACAUUACGUAUCCCCUGAUAGCAUAAAAGAAUUGAAUGAGCUAUCUUUCAAUCUGAUCUUGUACUCCCUAUCCAAGUCUUCUUCGAAACGGUGUGCAUCACAUUACCUUAACUAUAUGAAAAGUAUUGGUUUUAAACCAUCUCCGCAGAUGUAUUCAUGGAUGAUAAAUUGCGCAUUGAGGGGCUAUUACGAACCAUCGGUGCUAUAUUUUUUAAAGCAAUAUUAUAAAGACCAUAUCACUUUGCGAGGAGUUAUGAAGCAAACUGUCCAAAACUUGCCAAACAAGGGAAUCAUUGGAAGAUUAAAGCAACAACUAAUCGAAAAUGAUAGCGUUGGCACGCAACUCAAUCUACUUGGUGUUGAUACAAAUGAGGAUAUUUUUUUGGCUGUAACUGGCCCGAAACUUGACCGUAAGUAUCAUGCAACUUAUGAUUUGGACGACUUGGCCAAGUUGAAAGUAAUUUUUCCUGUAUAUUGA
Lodderomyces parapsilosis is the source of this 1791-nucleotide messenger RNA. RefSeq lists its product as uncharacterized. Bases 1 to 1791 code for a protein of 596 amino acids. Gene Ontology annotation, biological process: Group I intron splicing. The transcript has a single exon. Lineage: Eukaryota; Fungi; Ascomycota; Pichiomycetes; Serinales; Debaryomycetaceae. The record is from RefSeq and is a predicted model, not a curated record. Gene Ontology annotation, cellular component: ribonucleoprotein complex.